Molecule: messenger RNA, 1055 nt
Organism: Thamnophis sirtalis
Lineage: Eukaryota; Metazoa; Chordata; Lepidosauria; Squamata; Natricidae
Source: RefSeq, a predicted model, not a curated record
AGAAAAUGUUAUUUAUUUAUUUCAGUAUUUGACUCUGGAUCAUUUUGAAAUGUGGUGGUUUCAGCAAGGACUGAGUUUCUUGCCUUCUGCCCUGGUUAUUUGCUCGUCUGCUGCUAUACUGUUUCCAUAUGUUAUUGGAGUACUCUUAAACCAUAUUGACCCUUUCGUACCCUAUAUCAGUGACACAGGGGUAUUACCUCCAGAAAGAUGCUUGUUUGGAAUAAUGUUGUGCUUUGCUUCCUUCUUGGCUAUUUCCACCAUGUAUGUUCGGUACAAACAAGUCAGUGCUUUGAACCCUGAAGAACCCAAGAUACUCAGACUCAAUAAGGCUGGCUUAGUGAUAGGAAUGGUCAUCUGUUUUGGGAUUUGCAUCAUUGCAAACUUCCAGAAAAAUGUUGCAUAUUUCAUGCAUUCAUUUGGAUGUUUCCUCGCAUUUGGAUUAGGAAUCAUAUAUAUUCUGCUUCAGACAAUUAUUUCCUAUAAGAUGCAACCACGAAUUCAUGGGAAGGAUAUUUUUUGGAUCAGAUUUACAAUGCUGCUAUGGUGCAUAGUAAGCAUAUUGAGUCUGGGUAUUUCAACAUCCAUUUUAUUCAGCUUAAGUGGAACAGAUUUCCUACAGAAGAUUCGUUGGAAUCCCCAGGAGAAAGUAAGUUUGAUUUUUUCUUAAAAAGACAACAAAGACACAAAUGAAAUGUGUCAAGUGCAUUGCAGAAGACAUUCUAAGAUAUUCUUAAUGCAUUGUAGUGUUUAUAUAUUGUUAAAUACCAUAUUUAGUUCUGCUAAUACACACAAACAUAAGCAAGAAGUCUACAGUUGGCUUCAUUACUGCAAUUUAAAAAGAGAUCCAGGGUAGCUGGUCUAGCCUGUUUAAUAUUUAAUAAAGCUAGUUUAAUAAAGUUAGGUUUUCUGUUGAAUCAGGCCAAAGUUUUAUUCCUAGAUUUUACUGAGAAGUUCAAAGACAGGAUAUGAACAAAAGGUGUUUUAUUUUGCCCCCAGCAAGUAGUAUAAUGCCUGUAAACAUGGAGAAAGUGUAUGUAUUUGCAUUUAUGUGUAGA